Rana temporaria (common frog) is the source of this 2775-nucleotide messenger RNA. RefSeq names its product solute carrier family 19 member 1 (gene SLC19A1). Bases 215 to 1726 code for a protein of 503 amino acids. The transcript has 6 exons. Gene Ontology annotation, cellular component: apical plasma membrane; plasma membrane; basolateral plasma membrane. The record is from RefSeq and is a predicted model, not a curated record. Gene Ontology annotation, biological process: folate transmembrane transport. Gene Ontology annotation, molecular function: folic acid binding; folate:monoatomic anion antiporter activity. NCBI's taxonomy places the organism in Eukaryota, Metazoa, Chordata, Amphibia, Anura, Ranidae.
GCGCUCCGCCCCCCACACGCUGCUCUCUGCCUGUCACAUGUGGCAGUGUCCGCAUCCUCAGACUGUCAGUAAAGUUCGAUUGAGCUCCCAGCCAUGCCGGGAAAUGUAGUCUCGCGAAGGAGCCUGGGAAAUGUAGUGUGCCAGUAUGCAGCGGACUUCUACAGACUGGCAGCGUGUUAGAGUCAGAGAAGACACAGAGGAGUUUAAUGUGUAGAUGGCUUCAGACUGUGAAAGAGAUGAAGAGCCCAAACCUCCAAUUGAAGAAGAGCCGCAGUCUCCUGUUGAUGAACCACAGUCUCCAUCAGAUGGCCAGUCCACCUUACCUGGCGAUGACCAGCGAUGGAAAUGUCUGCUAUUUUAUCUUUGUUUUUAUGGCUUCAUGAACCAACUACGUCCUGGAGAAAGCUUCAUCACCCCAUACCUACUGAGCUCAGAACGCAAUUUUACCAAAGAGCAGGUCACCAAUGAAAUUACCCCAGUGCUGAGUUACUCAUACAUGGCGGUAUUGGUGCCGGUUUUCCUGCUGACAGAUUACCUACGUUAUAAACCAGUGUUGAUCCUGCAAAGCCUCAGUCACAUCGCAGUAUGGUUGAUGCUCAUCUUUGGUACUGAUGUCAUCACCAUGCAGUUUAUGGAGUUCUUCUAUGGCAUCACCAUGGCAGCACGUGUCGCCUACUCAUCCUACAUCUUCUCAUUGGUAGCUCCUGCCAGGUACCAAAGGGCAGCAGGAUUCUCUCGGUCAUCUGUGCUCCUGGGGGUCUUCCUCAGUGCUGUCCUGGGGCAGCUUUGUGUCACAUUGGGUGGUGUCCCUUUUCAGACUUUAAACUAUAUGUCUCUUGGCUUCAUGAUAUUUGGACUGAUACUCACCUUGUUUCUGCAGCGCCCCAAAAAAAGCCUUUUCUUCAAUAAAACUGUUUCUAAGCAUGAGAAUGGAAUCAACAAUUCGGAGCUGCAAAAGAUGAAUCCUGAAGGCAAGGCUGGUGGCUGGCGCUCUAGAUGGAGAGACUCUGUGUUCAUCCGAAUGCUUGCCGAGCUCAAAGGAAUUUUCCGUCACCCCCAACUACGCAUUUGGUCUCUUUGGUGGAUCUUUAACUCGGCCGGCUACUACCUUAUGCUGUACUAUGUUCAGAUUCUGUGGAAUGAAAUUCACCCUACCAGAGACAACCGAAGGGUAUAUAAUGGGGGUGUUGAUGCUGCCUCAACACUUCUUGGAGCCAUGACCUCUUUUGCUGCCGGCUAUGUGAAGAUUCGCUGGAGUCUGUGGUCAGAAUUGGUCAUCGGGUCAGUGACUGCCUUGCAGGCUGGACUUCUCCUACUAAUGAACACGACUACAAAUAUCUGGGUGUGUUACGUGGCUUAUGUUCUAUUCCGGAGUUCCUACCAGUUUCUGGUUCCCCUUGCAAUCUUUCAGAUUGCAAGCUCUUUGUCCAAGGAACUUUGUGCGUUGGUGUUUGGGGUUAACACUUUCUUUGCAACGGUCUUGAAAUCUAUAAUUACUUUUGUGAUUGCUGACAAAAGAGGCUUGGCACUUUCCGUACACCCCCAGUUUUAUGUUUAUUUUGGCUACUUUACGCUGCUGGCUGUCGUGUACCUUGGAGCAUCUGUCUGGGUUAUCAUCCAACACAACCGACGGAAGAAUACUAGAGCAGAUCCCCAGGAACAGCCAGAAACCGCCGGUGAACAAAAGGGGGCAACUAACAUUCCUAACAAAGAGUCCCAAGCAUGAAAGUCUCUUCAUAGCCAGACUUAGGUAGACAGUAUUACAAUGUUGGCCCGGGCACAGCCAGCUUGUGCUGCAUACAGGGUUACCGUUAGUGGGUACGUUUUUAGGAAUAGUGAAACCAGGCGGUGCUAGUAUCAAGCUAUAAACUGUAAGCACCAUGUGCGAUCGUUCCCUCUUGCCGCAUCCAUCGAUGCAGGAGCGCUUCAUUGGGCAUAGCCUUGAGUCAUUCAAUGUGGAUGCUGCCUGGAGGACGGGUGAGAAGUGAUUGCAUUCAAUGCAGUGAAGUGCCGCUAAAGACUCUCAGGAAUUUGGUUCUUGUUUGCCAAGGAACAGAUUUUCAUAUAUGAUGUGAACAGAUCUUUAAUAGAAUAAGCCUGUAAGACCUAGAAAAGAGUUUCUUCUCACUGCACAUAUUUCAGCAGAUUUCUUUCACCAAGUUCUUCCUCAUAACUGAAUCACUGUCGUUCUUUUUUUUUUUUUUUCUUUUAAAGGUUAUUUUUAUUGAGCUCAGUCACUGUAGUUUUUAAUCAUUGCACUACUUGGAUUUCUUAACGUAAUUAUUUAAUAGGACUGUGUGAUAUGCACUUACACAUUUUGGUUACUUACUGCACUUUGCAUUGUUUUAUUAAAUCUCAACGCCAGCCAAAAACAUUUUUUCUUCAUUUUGGACAGAAGGACUAUGAGUUAGAUCCUCCCUGUCGUGUUUUUUUUUUUGGUUGUUUUUAUUUGCUGAGCUGUCCCCCUUGUUUCCUUCCAUACUGGAUUGACGUUAAUGGUACAUUCUACUGUGACACAUAUAAGGGUCACAGGCACAACCAGGAACUGUAAAGUAAAAGUAUAAGCUGUCAUUUCUGUAAAUACAAAUUUUGGUAGGGCAUUGUAAGGAAUACUAGGAGUAAAUGAGUGAUGGGCUCCCUCUACAGGGUAAAAAGUGCACUUAGUUUUUUUAGCUCUUUAUGUACAGUACAUUUUGAUGAUCCAUAAAGGAAACACAGCUGUGCUGUGUACAUUGCUUCAUACCUCUGUAGCACUUGGACCAAAAUAAAAAAAAC